Cercopithifilaria johnstoni is the source of this 1065-nucleotide messenger RNA. The record is from the annotation of a GenBank genome assembly. Lineage: Eukaryota; Metazoa; Nematoda; Chromadorea; Rhabditida; Onchocercidae.
AUGGCUGAUGUACGAUCUCUGGCUGAUAGUCCCUCAAGGCAUAUUACUGUUGUUGAUGUUUAUGAUCUGGCUGCUUCAAUUGGUAAAGAUUUUGAACGAAUCAUUGAUGAGUUUGGUAAUGAUAGUGUACGACAAAUUAUGCCCAAGGUAAUCUCGGCACUUGAAACGCUUGAGUCACUAGCCAAUCAUAACGAAAAAGAAAAUGAGGAAAUUUUUAUGUUAAAGAAAACAGUUGAAAGGUUGGAAAACGAAAAACAAAUGAAGCAACAAGAUCGAAUCAAAUUUGAAUUGGAAUUAGAAGCAGUAGAAGAGAAUUAUAGAAAAGAAAUCGACGAUUUGUGGUUGAUGGUGAAGAAUUUGCAGCUGGAAAACAAGCAUUUGUCAUCAGCAACAGACGAUGAUGCUUCAGCACUUACUUCUACGACAACUCGCGACGAAGAUCUAAAAAUGUUGCUAGAACUACGGGAGCUCUCUACUAAACAAAAAGAGCAAAUAAAAGAAUUGCAAAAAGAUAUCAGUACUUAUAGUUGUGAAGUAGAAAAUUUGCAUAAUAAUGUUGAAAAACUGAUUCGUCAAAAUGAAGAACUUCUACGGAAGAAUGCGUCGUUGCAAAAACAGGGAAGAAUGUUGGUGGAAGAGAAAAGUGAAAUUAUUAAAAGACUACAGCUAACUGAAGAAGCUAAUAUUAAGCUAACGAAAUUAUUCAAAGAUGCCACUCGACAGUGCAAGGAUUUGCAACAGUAUCAAAUGGGUGACAGUGAUAAUGCUCCUAGAUUCACUCUAUCAGAGCUACGUGAAGUAUUACAAGAGAAAAAUUUGCUAAAAGGCAAAGUUUCGGAAUUGGAAGAGGAGUUAGAACAAUUACGGCCAUCACACGGACGAGAAUCUGUUGCAAGUGAUUCCAGCAGAGAGUUUGAUAGGUCUGCUCAAACAGAAGAAUAUGUUGUUUAUGGACCAAUCAACAGGGAACCUGAAGAGAAAUUAUACCCAUGGAAAUAUGAACGGAAAGAAAGCGGCGUGCGAAAGUUGUAUGCUUUACUUUAUAAAAAGUUACAGAAGAAGUAA